Messenger RNA from Carica papaya (papaya), 357 nucleotides. RefSeq names its product mavicyanin-like. Gene Ontology annotation, cellular component: plasma membrane. Gene Ontology annotation, molecular function: electron transfer activity. Lineage: Eukaryota; Viridiplantae; Streptophyta; Magnoliopsida; Brassicales; Caricaceae. The record is from RefSeq and is a predicted model, not a curated record.
AUGAGGAUGGGUUUGUUCUUUUUGGUGAUCACCAUGGCUCUCUGGGGAUUCUCUCUCGGUGCUGUUCACAAGGUCGGUGACUCCGCUGGGUGGAGUCCCGCUGCUGAUUACCAAAAAUGGGCUUCCUCCAACACUUUCCAUGUCGGGGACACUCUAGUUUUCGAGUACAAUAAGCAACUUCACAACGUGAAACAAGUUAAAAGGGAAGAUUUCGAGUCAUGCAAUGCGGCGUCUCCAAUUGCCACAUACACGACAGGAUCCGAUUCGAUUAGUUUGAAAAGCAGCGGAGAUUACUACUACUUCUGUGGUUUCGCAGGUCACUGCCAAGCUGGACAGAAAGUUCAUGUUAAAGUUUAA